Messenger RNA from Cylindrotheca closterium, 942 nucleotides. The record is from the annotation of a GenBank genome assembly. Lineage: Eukaryota; Bacillariophyta; Bacillariophyceae; Bacillariales; Bacillariaceae.
AUGUCUUCUUCUACUAUUGCUACUACUUCAACUGUGCUCAAGGCUGGAAAUACGGCUGUCAUUACUGGAGCCAGUUCUGGAAUUGGUCGUUCUAUGGCCCUCUUUUGUGCGGGCAAGGGAAUGACAGUCUGGAUGGUGGAUGUGGAUGCUCCGGAAUUGGAAACAGCCAAGGAAUUGGCAAUGGCCAAGGCAACGGAUGGGUCCAAGGUGGAAAGUCGUGUGGUGGAUGUUUCGGAUUGCGAUGCCAUGAUGAAGCUGUCGGAAGAAGUUUACGCCGAUGGUGGAAAUUGUCACUUUCUCAUGAACAAUGCAGGUGUGGGAAAAGGGGGUGACGCCAUGACGGACAUGCAAACAGUCGCAUUCACCAUGGGAAUCAAUACCUACGGUCCCAUUCAUGGUUGUCUAGCGUUUGUUCCCAAGAUGAAGGAGUCCAAACAAGCUGGAAUCAUUGUCAAUACAGGAUCCAAACAAGGAAUCACCAUGCCACCAGGAAAUCUUACGUACAACAUGUCCAAGGCUGCCCUCAAGUGCUAUACGGAGGGUUUGGAGCACGAUUUGAGAUCCAAUGACGAUUCGAAACAUUUGAGAUCUGCCUUGCUCAUUCCUGGAUGGGUGAAUACUUCCAUCAUGCUCAAGUCGGUCCGAAAAGACAAGCUAGAAAAGGGAGAAGAUUUCGAUCCAUCCACUGUAUUCUUCCACGAGGACAAGCCAGCAUCGGGAGCAUGGAUGCCACAACAAGUGAUUGAUUUCAUGUUGGAAGAACUUGACAAGGGUCUGUUUUACAUUGUCUGUCCGGAUAAUGAUGUAGAUCGAGAGACUGAUAAUUUGCGAAUGACUUGGGCCAUGCAAGAUAUCACUCAAGACCGUCCGCCAUUGUCUCGUUGGCAUCCCGAAUACAAGGAUGAGUUCACAGAGUUCCUCAAGACAAACAAGGCACAAUAA